UGUUUGUGUGUGUGUGUGUGUGUGUGCGUGUGUAUGCGCGCGGUCGUGUGAGAAGGCAUACUAAAGGGCGGUCCUGCUUUUACUCCAAGCCAUGACUGACAGUCGGAGGGUGUGACACAUCGAAUAAAUACACUAAGAGAAGCUUGACUCCGGCAGACUGACAGUCAGUCAUGGCAACUUCGAACGAAGUCAGCGAGAAAGCACGCAGUGGGACCAAGCGCUUCAUCGGCGGCGUGGUCGAAGGAUUUUAUGGUCGACCCUGGACGAUGGAGCAAAGAACAGAGCUCUUCAAAAGGGAACAGAAGUGGGGUUUGAACACGUACCUGUACGCUCCUAAGGAUGACUACAAACACCGCAUGUACUGGCGAGACCUUUACUCCCCCAGGGAGGCAGAGCAACUCAUAGCUCUGAUAUCAGCAGCGAAGCAACACAACAUCGACUUCAUCUAUGCGAUCUCACCUGGCCUGGACAUUACUUUUUCCAACCGCAAAGAGGUGGCUGCACUAAAGAGGAAACUGGAUCAGGUUAGAGAGUUUGGCUGCAGCUCCUUCUCAUUACUGUUUGAUGACAUCGAAACAGAGAUGUGUCCUGCCGAUAACCAGGCCUUCAGCUCCUUUGCCCACGCGCAGGUGGCCAUCACCAAUGAGGUGUACCAGCAUUUGAGAGAACCGGAGACCUUCCUCUUCUGUCCCACAGAUUAUUGUGCUGCUUUCUGCACUCCAAACAUGUCACAGUCAUCUUACCUUCACACUGUGGGAGAUGAGCUGCUACCAGGGAUAGACGUGUUGUGGACAGGUCCAAAGGUGGUAUCCCAUAAAAUCUCAGUGGAGUCCAUAGAAGAGGUGUCCUCCAUCCUCAAGAGGGCGCCAGUCAUUUGGGACAAUAUACACGCCAACGACUAUGACCCACAAAGAAUUUUCAUGGGCCCCUAUAAGGAUCGUCCAACUGAACUGAUCCCUAAACUAAGAGGUGUGCUCACAAAUCCCAACUGUGAGUUCCAUCCAAAUUUUGUGGCAAUCCAUACUUUGGGGACCUGGUGCAAAGCUUCUGCUGAUGGAGCAGCCAGGGAUGUGGAAAUGGGCGACGAGGAACAGGACCCCUGCUAUAGCCCCCACAAAGCCCUGACGCUGGCCCUCACUGACUGGCUGGAGGAGUUUCUGUGUACAGAUCAGCCUACAGCUUGCUGUAAGAAGGAGUCGUCUGACGAGGAGCCCAUGCAGACAGACCUUGGAGAACACUCGUAUGUGCCCGGAGCGGGAGAGAACCCGCUUUACACAGCCGAGCCCCUGACCCUAGACGACUUGAAGCUGCUGUCCGACCUCUUCUACCUCCCCUAUGAAUAUGGCUCCACAGCAAAGACCAUGCUACAUGAGCUGAACUGGCUCAAAAGCCACAGUCAAGCUGCCGCCGUCAAGACGGACCAGACGGCCGAGUGGUGUUCGAGAGCACGGCAGUUUGACGACAUGUGCGAAGCGGUGGUGCGGAUGUUCAACCGUUUGUCCAAUGCGCCCAACCGCAGCAUUCUGUAUGACCUCUACAACUACAUCUGCGACAUCAAGAGCGGCGUCAAUCUGGCUCAAGCAUACGUCAAAUCGCUCGGAGGGCUUGGCAAACCAUCGGCCCAGCUAAUGAGUGCUGAUCCUGAACCGUGGGGAUUCAGAGGAGGCCUCUCUGGAGAGUUUCAGAGAAUGCUGCCAGGCCAUGGAAACAGAGACCUGUUCAAACAUCCGCCCAGGACGUCGGUGUACUGCAUACGGCCUUACUGUGCAGAGGAUAAGAUGGACGUGCAGAGAAUUUUUGUGAAGAUGCAACGAGAAAGACAGAUUCAAGUCGCCUCCGUGACAGAGUCCCCUCUUAUUAGUGACAUCCUGUCAGCAGGCGAAAUCCCCCCGAGCCCUCAGUGCGCGCUUGUCCUGGAGGAUGAUGCGGGGCCGUGCGGCUACAUGCUGGCGCUCACAGAUGUCAAAGCAGCCUCCGUUCAGAGGGAUAUGAGUGAGCGUGUAUUUGAGGACUUCCCUUCGUUAAUCACUGGACAAGUGCUGCCAAGGGUCACCGACCCCUCUCCGGUGAAGCGUAUGAUUACACAACUGUUGUCCACCAUCAGGAACUGUGGUUCCAGAGGAGUAUUCUGUGAGUUGAGACACGGUGACCGGAGGAUGCUCGACUUCUACACCAAAAGUUGCUCCUUCCAACCAAUCAAAUUGGCCGGCUUGCCUCCAGAUGUCAUCGCCAUGGGAACAAGCCUUUAAUCUCAAAUCACUUCAGAAAAAUUGUCAGUGAAAAUGUCAUUUUUAAUAGCAGUCAUCACCUGCUAUGAAAAACACAUUUGCCUCACAAGCUCUGUGAAAAUGCGUAAUUCAUUUUUGAAGACUUUUGAGUUUUGCAUGUUGAGCUGUAAUGUCCAAUUUUUCAUUCUCAGCUCAAUAAAAGGCUGUAUUGA
This is a messenger RNA of Hippocampus comes (tiger tail seahorse), 2440 nucleotides long. It is a transcript of the gene ogal, whose product is annotated as O-GlcNAcase like. Bases 171 to 2249 code for a protein of 692 amino acids. NCBI's taxonomy places the organism in Eukaryota, Metazoa, Chordata, Actinopteri, Syngnathiformes, Syngnathidae. Gene Ontology annotation, molecular function: beta-N-acetylglucosaminidase activity. Gene Ontology annotation, biological process: glycoprotein metabolic process. The transcript has 18 exons. The record is from RefSeq and is a predicted model, not a curated record.